Messenger RNA from Lodderomyces orthopsilosis Co 90-125, 1233 nucleotides. Its product is annotated as acyl-CoA thioesterase. The record is from RefSeq and is a predicted model, not a curated record. Gene Ontology annotation, cellular component: peroxisomal matrix. The transcript has a single exon. NCBI's taxonomy places the organism in Eukaryota, Fungi, Ascomycota, Pichiomycetes, Serinales, Debaryomycetaceae. Gene Ontology annotation, biological process: fatty acid catabolic process; acyl-CoA metabolic process. The coding region runs from base 1 to 1233 and encodes 410 amino acids. Gene Ontology annotation, molecular function: fatty acyl-CoA hydrolase activity.
AUGGACAUCCUACAAAAAGAAGUAUACGAAACCACCCCACCAAUCUCCCGAAUCGCAACCAAAGCAUCCGUCAAACUCAUCUCCCCACAAGAUAACGACUCCAAUUCCAACUCCAAUUCCAACUCUGGCCCAUCUACAGAAAUAUACGAAGGCCGUUAUGUCCUUGAACCAUGGAGUCCUACAUCGCGAGGUACAUACGGAGGAGAUCUCAUCUGUCAAGGCUUAAACGCUGCCUGGCAAUCAGUCCUCUCUAGAUCCAAUGCAGAUGGGUCCUCGUUCCAACCACAUUCAUUACAUGCAUAUUUCGUUAAAGCUGGUUCAACUGAGAGUCUUAUGCGAUGGGAAGUUAUUAAAGUUAGUGAUUCACGGAAUUUCGCCAAUCGGUGCGUCUUAGGGUAUCAGUCACAUAAUGAUGUAUUGGUAGUCACGAUUCAAGUAUCAUUCACAAAAGAUAACGAUAUAAUUCAUAAGCAAGUACAAUUUGAGAAACAAGUUGCGUCUGGUGAAACCCCCAAGAGUUGGCCCGUAGUGUUUAAACGACACCCAGGUCCUAUGUUUUACCAAUAUCGAGAUAAUUUACACGCAUUAGAUGUAAGAACAAUGUAUUAUAGUGGUCAUUUGACUCAUGGCAUACCCAAGGAAUUUUUCCAAUCUAGUAAAGAUUUCAAUUUGGCAACUACUGGUGAUGAAGAACGUGGUUUUUUUGUUAGAAUCAAUGAUGAUUUAACUGCAAAUAUACCAGGAAGUGGAUCUAGUGCUAUGCAUCCUCCUUCGUCGAGUGAAUUGAUGCGCCGUAAGUAUUUGGCUCUAACGUAUGCUAGUGAUGCAUUUUGGGCCGCGACAUGGAUCAAAGCAUUGGGAUUACCAUUGGGGACUACUGAUGCCGCAAAUGUAAGUUUAGAUCAUACGUUAUAUUUCCAUGAUUCAAAUUUCCAAAUCGGCAAACGCUCCACAAGUUCCAAGGAAGGAGAUUCUACCGAUGCGUCAGAUUGGCUUUAUUUGGAAACUCAAUUUAUAUCAAUGGGAAAUAAUCGAGUCCUAGCAAUUAUUAAUUUCUAUACCUUGGAAAAUGAUGGGACUUUGAUUGCAACUGCUGUUCAAGAAAUGUAUGGAUUUAUACCUAAAAAGGUUGUUGAAAAAUCACGUCAAUUGCAUGAAAAAUGUCAAGGGAAAUUGAGUUUAGGUGGGGAUGAUGAGAAGAAAUUACAACUGAAUGGUGGUGCUAAGUUGUAG